CUCUCUCUCUCUCUCUCUCUCUCUCUCUCUCUCUAUUAGAGGCAUGGUGGUGGUAGUAGAGCGCGUGAUAACGGUGGAGUACCUCGAACCGACGAUGUCGCGAGAGCUCCUCGUGAAGUUCCCCGACGCAGCGGCGCUCGGCUUCGACUACGCGCAGAGCGCGAUAUGGUCUCCGCUGGUCCCCCGAGGACGGCACGGCUCGCAGAAGAGGAAACUCUCCGGUGGCCGGCCCGCGGAUAUCCUCGGUUCCAGGAAGCUCAAGAAGGUGAAGGCCAAGCUGAUCAGCAAGAGCAAGAAGAAGCUGCUUCUGAACAAGAAGCUGGACUUCUCCCCUGCUCCAAGCCCCAACAAAAAGGGAUGGGGCAAAGCGUUGAAAGCAGCUGUGAAGCGGUUCAAGGUCCACGGCAAGUCUCCGGUGCAGAUGAUGCUACCCACUUUAUAAAUCAACGAAGUUAAAUACACUUUUCUUGUAUUUUGUUCCUUUUCCUAUUAUUUUGUUGAUUUAAUUGUUUUCUCCACGUACGGAAUAAUGUGCUUUAAUUCAUCAGUAGAUACUGUGUAUAUCAUAUUUGUUGGGCUCUUAUUAAAGAGUAAAGGAGUGGUGGAUUUGUAAAGAUGGUGUUGUGAUAUAGUAGUAGUAAU
Molecule: messenger RNA, 642 nt
Organism: Ananas comosus (pineapple)
Lineage: Eukaryota; Viridiplantae; Streptophyta; Magnoliopsida; Poales; Bromeliaceae
Exons: 2
Coding region: 44-442 (132 amino acids)
Source: RefSeq, a predicted model, not a curated record